Messenger RNA from Vidua macroura (Pin-tailed whydah), 2434 nucleotides. RefSeq names its product translocase of inner mitochondrial membrane 44 (gene TIMM44). The transcript is spliced from 13 exons. Gene Ontology annotation, molecular function: protein-folding chaperone binding. Lineage: Eukaryota; Metazoa; Chordata; Aves; Passeriformes; Viduidae. Gene Ontology annotation, cellular component: mitochondrial inner membrane. The coding region runs from base 36 to 1385 and encodes 449 amino acids. The record is from RefSeq and is a predicted model, not a curated record. Gene Ontology annotation, biological process: protein import into mitochondrial matrix.
ACGGCGCGGCGGCGGUCACGGGGGCGCGCGGGGCGAUGGCGGCGGCCGGAGGGUGCCGGAAAUGUCUCCUCAGUGGCCCGUGGCUGCUCUCCAGGCGUUAUCCCAUCCCUGCCUUCCCCAGGAGUUCCCUGCACAGGAUCAGCAGCCCUGCCCUGGGCACUCCUCAGUCCAGAUGCUACUCCUCGGGAGGAAGGAAGGGAUUCAUCUCAGGUUUUGUGGAGAACAUCAAACAGGAGUUAGCCAAGAACAAAGAGAUGAAGGAAAGCAUUAAAAAAUUCCGAGAUGAAGCAAAAAAGCUGGAGGAGUCGGAUGCGCUGCGGGAAGCCAGGAGGAAAUAUAAAACCAUUGAAUCUGAAACAGUGAAGACCUCAGAAGUGAUUAAAAAGAAACUUGAAGAAAUAACAGGGACGGUUAAAGAGAGUCUGGAUGAGGUCAGCAAGAGUGACCUGGGCAGGAAGAUCAAGGAGGGGGUGGAGGAAGCUGCCAAAACGGCCAAACAAUCUGCAGAGUCUGUGACCAGGGGAGGGGAGAAGCUGGGCAGGACUGCAGCCUUCAAAGCCAUCUCCCAGGGAGUAGAAACUGUUAAGAAGGAAAUAGAUGAGAGUGUUUUGGGACAAACGGGUCCCUACAGACGCCCGGAGCGGCUCCGGAAGCGGACGGAAUAUUCCGGAGAGAGGAUUAAAGAGCAGCGAGUGUUUGAAGCCAAUGAGGAAGCCAUGGGCAUGGUGCUGCAUAAAGACUCCAAGUGGUACCAGCAGUGGAAAGAUUUCAAGGACAACAACGUGGUUUUCAACAGGUUCUUCGAGAUGAAGAUGAAGUACGACGAGAGCGACAACGCCUUCAUCCGAGCGUCGCGCGCCGUCACCGACCGCGUCACCGACCUCAUAGGGGGAUUGUUCUCCAAGACAGAAAUGUCUGAGGUGCUGACAGAGAUCCUCAAGGUGGAUCCCUCCUUUGACAAGGAUCGCUUCCUGAAGCAGUGUGAGCGGGACAUCAUCCCCAACGUCCUGGAGGCUCUGAUCUCCGGAGAGCUCGACAUCCUCAAGGACUGGUGCUAUGAGGCCACCUACAGCCAGCUGGCCCAUCCCAUCCAGCAGGCCAAAGCCUUGGGGCUCCAGUUCCAUUCCAGGAUCCUGGACAUCGACAACAUCGACCUGGCCAUGGGGAAGAUGAUGGAGCAGGGGCCAGUGCUGAUCAUCACCUUCCAGGCCCAGGUGGUGAUGGUCAUCAAGAACCACCAAGGGGAGGUGGUAGAAGGGGACCCGGACAAGGUGCUGCGGAUGCUCUACGUGUGGGCCCUGUGCCGGGACCAGGACGAGCUCAACCCCUACAUGGCCUGGAGGCUGCUGGACAUUUCCUCCUCCAGCACGGAGCAGGUGCUCUGAGCAGGGCUGGGCUGGGCCCUUCCCACCCCUCUGGAAGCAGCUCCAGCCCACAACUCCCCACGGGGAGGAGUUCCCAAAUUUUUGGGAUUUUGGGAGAGCUCCCGAUUAUCCCAAUCCCUGAGGAAUGGGAAUCCCUGCUCGGGAAUGUCUGGGACGAGCAGGUGCUGCUUUAUCCUCGUGCCUCAGGAGGCUCCUGGGAACCCCACAGAGCUCUCAUUCCCACCUGCUGGCACCUUUGGAGAUCCUUGGAAAGGUCUUGGAGGAGCUCCUGGCUGCCAAAUCUCCUGCCCGGGCUCCAGCCCCGCGUCCCUGCCAUGUCUUGCACUUUCCCAAACCAAAUACAACCAGGACUUUGCACAAGGAGGUGUUGGAUCCUCAGGUUGGUGGUGGGAUGGGGCUGAUGUUUGAAUAUCCAGGGGUGAGAUUUGUUUAUCCACAGCUUGGCAGGGGGAACGUUGUUGGUUCUGGUCACAAAGAGGCACAGCUGCAUCCCUUGGGGUGGUGGGGAGAGUGUGGGACAGGAGAGGGAGUGUCUGAGGAGUGGGAUUGCUCUGGGAAUGCUGAAUUUUUCUGUCCCACCCUGUCUCAUUCCCAGGAGGAAAGCUGUGCUCCUUGCUCAGCUCUCUGGGCUCAUCUGCUCCUCAUCCCCACACAGAUCCCAGCUCCAGGAGCAGAAACUUCCCCAGUUUGCUGCUGGAGCUUGGGGUGAAUUCCCCUUUCAGGCCCAAUUUAAAAAAUGGGGUUUGAAAAUCCCAAAUCAUGGAAAAAAAUCCCCGAAUUCAGGUUCCAGUGGGGUUUGGGACCCUCUCCUUCUUGAGCUUCAUCCUGCUGGGAGGAAGAGCAGGGGGAAUGGCUGAGGGGGAGCAGGAGCUGUGGAAUUUGGGCUUCUCCUGGAGGGGUUUGGGGGCUGAGCUGGGGCCAAGGCACCACCUGCCCAUGGAAAAGGAGGUUGGGAAAAGAUUUGGAGAGGAAAUCCAAGGAUUGCUGUGGUGCUGAGGGUGAGGCAGGACAGCUCUGCCCUGCCAGUGUGAUUAAAGAGAAUAAUUCCA